AUGGAUGAAGUAGUGGAAUUGCCUGCAACUGAGAAAACAGUUGAAGAAGUACCAAAACCAAAGAACCUGUGGGUUUUAGAAGAAAACAAAGGAGAAUCUAGAGCAAGCUUCCGAGGUCCAUUGGAAUCAGUUGCAUGUGAUUGUGUCGAUUAUUGUAAAAGUAAUGACAUUACAAAUCAUGUAGAAAUCUUACGUUAUGUUAUGUCCAAAGUUGUAUUGUUACUGGCAGGCCAUUGGAUGUACAAGAUGUCACUGUCAGCUUAGAAGGUGAAACUUCCUACAUCUUAAUUAAUAGAUACGAUGUUUUAAAAACUGCACUUGAAGAAGUAAAAUCCAUUGAGAAUCCAAGAGUAACACUUGAAGUGUCUUUUGAUAAUGAGACUGCUCAGGAUAAUGGUGGACCCCGCAGGGAAUUUUUCCGCAUUUGCUUAAAUGAAAUCAAGACUACAUAUUUUGAUAAUGGCCUCAAAGCACAUCUUGCGGACGACUAUACCAUUGUUGGGUUGAUAAUGGCCCUCAGCACCUUGCAGAACGGAGCUAUUCCAAGGUUUCUAAAUGAGGAAGAUCUCCAGGCACUGUUUUCACCAAAGACGCCCACCAAUCUGUGCAUUGCAAAGCUUCAGAAUGGUUUUGACAUGCUUGGUCUUUGUCAAAUAGGACAUUGUUUACCAACAUUCCAAAAUUUGUUCAGAGCUGCCCCUGCUGCUUCAUUGACAAGAAGAAAAUUGACUGAAGUCGACUCUAAUGCAUACCGCCGUGAAAAUGAAAUCUACGCAUUAUUUGCCAAGUAUACCAGAAAAGCCGCAAGUGGACAACGAGGAUCAGUAACCCUGGAACAUAUCCUUCAGUUUGCAACUUGUAGUGACGAAGAACCACUUCUUGGUUUUGCUGUACACCCUUGCAUCGAGUUUGUGGAUGCAUCAUUUGAAAGCAAUUCUU
This is a messenger RNA of Paramuricea clavata, 939 nucleotides long. Lineage: Eukaryota; Metazoa; Cnidaria; Anthozoa; Malacalcyonacea; Plexauridae. The record is from the annotation of a GenBank genome assembly.